Symbiodinium necroappetens is the source of this 1987-nucleotide messenger RNA. NCBI's taxonomy places the organism in Eukaryota, Dinophyceae, Suessiales, Symbiodiniaceae. The record is from the annotation of a GenBank genome assembly.
GACCGUUGGCCUGAGUGGAUAUGACUGGCUAGGCGAGGGCUACAAGCUUUUGAGUGCAAGUGCCUUGUCCUGGUCACGUGACUUCCUUUGCCCUGCAUUCAGUGCCGAGUGGGACACACCUGCCAAGGGCUUCCUGGAUGCCGAAGGUUUGGCUUUGCAGUUGCGCCGGCUUCUCAAACACUUGCCGACGCCGGUGAAGCAACAAGGGGUUUGGAAGGUUGCGCGCGAGUUGCUUUUCCCAGGGGAGAUGGCAAACUUCUGGACAGGGCACAGUGCACGGCAUGUUGCUACCAGUCUUGCUGCUGCAUUAGGCGUGAGCAAGGACCGGCGAGAUUAUCUUGGGCGCUGGGCUUAUGCUCAGCAUGGCUCACAAGAUUAUGUCUUGACUUCGAGGCAGGUGGUGCAAGGGGUGCAGAAUUUCAUUUGCAAAUGCCUCAUCGUGGGGCACCCAGAUGGCGGGUAUACUGAGGAGGAGUUGUUCUGCACCAUGCGAUCAUACGCUGAAGCAUUGCAUCUUGCUGGGGAUGAAAUUGUUAAAGCUUGCUCUGUCCUGCAGUGGGAUGAUGUGGAGGCGACUUGGAAGCUUGGGGGAAAUUUUCCCUCGUUCGCUGUUUCCCCAGACAGGGUCAGGGCAGCAGCUGGCAACAUGGGUGCCGAUCUGCCUGGGCCUUACCAAGACUUCGAGCAAGAGGAGGACAGGGAUGAUGCACCCUACUUCAUCACGAUUUCGAGAAAGGGUUUUCGCCGCUUGCAUCUUUCAAAGAAGUGCGCUGUGCGGCGAGAGAAUUGCUUGGAGACACUCCCGAUUUUCAAGUUGUCGGAAGGCAUCGCCGACGCCGUUUGCAAAUUGUGCAAACCCAAGGUUGAAAGUGCCGAAGGCUCGUCAACUAGUGGAUCUGAGGACACUCAGGUGGAGAAUCCGGUGGAACCGGAGGGGAUCGUCUGCAUGUUUGCACUUGCUGCCGGUGGAGUGCAGCCUGAGAGUGGAGAGUUAAGACCUCAGUGCGCUCGUGCGAGCAUGGCGACCGACCUGCCGGCCGGUGUGGACCAGGCAGCAGCCUUGAAUCAUCUGGAUAAGAAUGUGAGCUCCGACUUGGUGCAUAUCUUUCAAGAGUGUGGUGUACCAUUGGGGCUGCAGUACCGGCUCACUUUGAAUUUCCAGUCUGUCAAACGUUUUUCUACAUAUGCCGAUUCCCGGGCGGAUGUGCGAACUGCUCUGAAAGAUGAUCAUACUCUGGAGGCGACUGAUCAGGCGACCCGGGCAGCUGUGGCCUCGGUGGUCUCCGCCUGGGAGACUGCGAAAGAAUAUGCAAGCAAGGAGUCCGAAUUGCGGGCUGAGGUCGCAUGCUGGGCGUCAGCAGACCAGUGUUACUUCGAAGAAGCGUGUGAGGACAAUGGGGAUACAGACUACUGUUGUGGCAAAGGAGGCAAGAUGGAUCAGGCCCCGCUUCGGCCGCCAUGGGUGGUGGUUCUCAAUUAUGAAUAUGAACUUCGGAAGGAAGCCAUAAAGAGGGCAUAUCGAGACUCGCGGCCGCUCCGCGAGACCCUGCGGGAAGUCACUGAAGAUGCUCAGAUCAAAGAACAGUAUUUUACUUCGCCCAUUGCCCUACAGAACCGAGGCAAGCGUGCUAGCGACUCUUGGGAACCUUGGGAUGAUGGCAACUACAACAAGUGGAAUCGGAACUCAUGGAAGGGUGGCUGGCAGCACAAAGGUGACAAUGACAAAGGAAGGAAAGGAAGGAAAGGGAAGGAGGAUAGUAAGAGAGGGAAGGAUGGAAAGGAUGGAAAGGGAGGAAAGGGGCAGAGCAUCACCUCUUCGAGGACUCCGGAUGGUCGUUUCAUUUGCUUUGCCUACUCUGGACCUGGGUGUGAUGGCAACUGUGGGAUGGUUCAUUGCUGUCAGGUGAAGGGCUGCUUUGGGCCCCAUCCUACCUGGAAGCAUUGGCAGCAGCAGCAUGAGAACAAGAGCAGCGAGGCGAAGAACUGA